AUGAAGCACCACGGAAAUGGAGAGCCGGACAGUGAUCGUUUGAUACUGAUAUCGUAUUUAGCUGCGAUAAGUCAGUUUCCAAAGAAUCUAUUCGAUUCACUAAAAUUAUUGUCUGAGGCCAGUAAUAUUGAAACAACAGCUGAGAGAGAUGAAAAUUAUGACCAUUUAUCGAAGUGUUUCCGAACAGAUUUCGAAGGUUCCAUGAUAUCCGGAGCUUUGCAAGUAGCGGUGGAUGAUGUGAAUGCCGAUCCGGAAUUGCUUCCAAAUCACAAGCUAACAUAUGUAUUCAACAACACUUGUGGCGACGAGCAACAAAGUACUCGAUUUUUCAUGCAACAUUGGGCAAAAGGUGCAAAGGUUUUUAUCGGGCCGGAAAUGAACUGUCGAACGGAAGCAGCGAUGGCUGCUGCUCAGAAUUUGCCCAUUCUAUCUUAUAAAUGCAAGGAUGAGAUGAUGUCCGACAAGUCGAAAUAUCCUACAUUCGCGAGAACAGUACCAACAGAAACAGAAAUAACGGCCGCUCUAAUUGCAUUGUUCAAGUAUUUCAAAUGGCGCAAAUUCUCAAUAAUUUAUGAGGGAAAUGUAGCAAACCAGGAAUUAUUCCGUUCAAUAAAGAGCACUAUUGAAAAGCAGAAUGCAGGCAUGGAGAUAAGUGAUACUCAUUAUGUGAUCAUGAAUGUGAGUACUGUACCUCAUCCGUACUCGGAAAUUGAACGAAGCAAUAUUGAGCAGAUCAUAUCUGAUACAUCUGCCACAACUCGAAUUUAUUUGACUUUUGGAAAUGUUCGUUUGUUUCGUCGAAUACUUCUGGAAAUGGGAGCGCAGGGUUUAAUGGAAUCUGGUAAUUAUGCGUUGAUUUACUUGGAUCCUGACUAUGAUUGGUUGAACACCUACCAUGCCAUGAAUAAUCACUUUUUCAGAGAUACUCUGCUUUCGGUAAAACAAUCAUGGGAUGAUUUAAAUUCACAAGAUCGAAAAGUUGUCAAUUUCUCGAAAUUUGCCCUGGCAAUCAUUCCAACGCCAGUACAGUUAAAUGCUCCGGAGUUCGUGGAAUUUUGGCGAAAAGCCAAUCAUUAUUUACCAUUAUUUGGUGUAAAGCAAAACAGUACUACAACUUCUAUUAAGGUGAAUCGUUUUGCAUGUUAUUUAUAUGAUUCGGUGAAACUAUAUGCAUCAGCAUUAACAGUAGUAUUAAAUGAAACAGCGAAUGAGCAGCUUUCAGUUGGUUAUGAUCCGAUUUCGGAUGGGAGACGAAUCAUCAGUCAUAUUUUGGGACGUGUGUAUCGAAGUAUACAAGGAUUCGACAUGCAUAUUAAUAGUAACGGAGAUGCACAAGGCAAUUAUACUCUGCUAUCAUUACAAGAAGUGAAGCCAGUAUUGGAUGUGGAUAAUCCUGAUUACUAUCCGCUCAAUUAUGGUCUAGACAUUUCUGCCGAUUUCGUUCUUGAUUUUAUCGGCGAUCUUCCUCUAUUGCGCUUCAAACGUGAUAUCCAGUGGCCUACCGGCUUUGCACCUCGUGACGAACCUGUUUGCGGAUUUCAUGGAACAAUGAGUUACAAAUUUGAGAAAGAGCUAUCAAAUAUUUGGAAAAUUGAUCAACGUGAAAUCGAAAAGAUUGUGCGAUGCUGUGAAUCUGCUUCUUCAUUAUAUGUUGCGGAAAACAAUCAAAUGUUGCUGCGAAAGGAUGAGCAAUCUAAUCAGGAGAAACGGUUGCCUGGAUUGUGUGGUGUUGCACUUUAUAAAGGUGCUGUGGUAUCGAUUAAUGAAAUCACCUAUCCGCGCAAGAUAAAGGAGUUGACUCGUGCCACCAAAAAGGAAAUGAGAAUUAUGCGUCAAUUGCAUCACGACAACGUCAACUCAUUCAGAGGAAUUGUGAUUGGUUCUUCAUCUAUAUGUGUAGUAAGAGAAUUCUGCGCCAGAAGUUCGUUGAUGGAUAUCCUUCGUAGCGAUGACUUCAAAUUGGACCAUUUAUUCAUCGCAUCAUUCGUGGAUGAUCUUGUAAAAGGUAUGAUAUAUCUGCAUGAAUCAGACUUGGGAGUGCAUGGAAAUCUAAAAUCUACCAAUUGCUUGAUUACAAGUCGAUGGGCCUUACAAAUAGCUGAUUUCGGAUUGCACGAAAUUCGAGACGGUCAAGAAUGGGAAAGUGAUGAUUUUAUGUGGGAAAAUUUUUUGUGGACAGCACCGGAAUUGUUACGAGAAAAUGGAUGUGUGCAUGCUGUCAAAGGUACUCAAAAGGGUGAUGCUUAUUCGUUUGGCAUUAUUUUGCAUGAAAUUAUAACACGAAAGGGACCAUUCAUGAUGCUGCAAAACAGUGAUUUAACUGCUAAAGAAGUAGUGUUGAAUGUAUUGAAUGAUGUUGAUUAUCGUCCAUUUUGUGACGGUCUCCCAGCUGCUAGUUACGUUGUCAAUGUUAUGACACUGAGCUGGUCUGCUAUUCCCGGAAAUCGUCCCGACUUUCGAACCAUUCGACACAAACUAAAACCUAUGUUCGAACCAAUUUAUAAAGGAAACAUUGUGGACCAUAUGAUGAUAAUGAUGGAGAAAUAUCAAAAUCAGUUGGAAGAUUUAGUAAACGAACGUACUACUGAAUUAAGGGAAGAAAAACGACGAACAGAAAAUUUGCUUCAGCGUAUGCUGCCAGUUUCGGUAGCUCAACAGUUGCUUGCCGGUCGAGAUGUUGUACCGGAAUCGUUUUCUUCUGUUACUGUAUAUUUCUCGGAUAUUGUCGACUUUACAAAAAUUUCCGCCGAGUCAACUCCUUUACAAGUAGUUGAAUUCCUCAACAAAUUAUAUACCCUAUUCGAUCAUAUCAUCAAGCAGUAUGAUGUUUACAAGGUGGAAACAAUCGGUGAUGCAUACAUGGUGGUAUCAGGAAUGCCUGAAGCUCGUGCGGUGGAAGUGCAUGCAGAACAAAUUGCUAUGAUGGCACUUCAUCUUCUGGCUGCUGUUCGGAACUUCAAAAUCCCACAUCUUCCACAGGAACAGCUCCGAUUACGUAUUGGUAUACAUACAGGGCCAUGUGUAGCUGGUGUUGUGGGCAAAACGAUGCCACGUUACUGUUUGUUUGGCGACACAGUGAAUACGGCUGCACGUAUGGAAAGCAACGGCUGUCCCCUGAAAAUUCAGUGCAGUGAACAAACACACGAUGUUCUGAUAACGAUUGAUGGUUUCGAACUGAAGAAGCGAGGAACGCUGCAAAUUAAGGGUAAAGGAUUAAUGACUACAUAUUGGCUAAUAUCUCGCAGAAAUGCAACAUUUCCAAUAAUGGAUGGAUGUGAAUUGAUGUUAGAUAAAAAGUUGGUAUCGAACGUUUUUCCACGAAUGUCUGGUCGAAAUAGAAGACUUUCCUCUUCGGCAAUCAACAAAGAAUCAUCUAUUUCAUUAGCGGGAAAAGAGCCAUCGUUGUUACGUCGUAUCAUUGAACGCGCUACUUUUUUUCGAGAUGAUAAUCUGGAAUUUUUCAGUGGAUAUGUUCAUGAAAAUAACAAUGUUAGCAGUAAUAGGCAACAGUUGACAUAUUCGAUUCUUCCAUACAGACGGUCAUUUUCCCUACCUUAUAAAAAUGCGUGCGGUCAACAAAUAAAGGGUGCUGAGAACUUACAAAUGAACGAGGUGCAAAAAUCUGACAAUAUGCGAUGUGUUGAAAAUGACGGCGGGUUACAAUCUUUCUGUGGCAGUUUAACGUCAAAAAAACGUCCUCUUUCUUAUGGAGCAAGCAAAUAUUCAUCUGCUAAUGCUGAGAUGUCAGAUGUUUGUAGUCCAUUGAUUUUGGAAGAAUACAAGAUGUCGAAGUACGUGCAGAAUUGA
This is a messenger RNA of Acanthocheilonema viteae, 3807 nucleotides long. NCBI's taxonomy places the organism in Eukaryota, Metazoa, Nematoda, Chromadorea, Rhabditida, Onchocercidae. The record is from the annotation of a GenBank genome assembly.